Molecule: messenger RNA, 5877 nt
Organism: Zingiber officinale
Lineage: Eukaryota; Viridiplantae; Streptophyta; Magnoliopsida; Zingiberales; Zingiberaceae
Product: bromodomain and WD repeat-containing protein 1-like
Exons: 24
Coding region: 413-5680 (1755 amino acids)
Biological process (GO): regulation of transcription by RNA polymerase II; cytoskeleton organization; regulation of cell shape
Cellular component (GO): nucleus
Molecular function (GO): protein binding
Source: RefSeq, a predicted model, not a curated record
UCGAUCCUGUACACAAAAUGACAGAACGGAGGCUCCGUUUCCGUCAAAGUGUGAGGGGGUGAAGGCAUCCUAGCCAGCCGCCGAUGUCUUCGGCUUCUCUGUGCCGGCGAAAACCCUGCUCACUUCCGCCCUCCCUCGCCGUCGUCUCUGGCCUCCGAUUCAUUUCCUAAGCAGCCUCAUCUCCAGAUCGCUCGCGGCCGUUGCUGCUGUUGGUUUCACCUCCUCUCAUCUGAUCUUCUUCGUAAUCUGAUCUCUAAUAACCUUAGGGAUAAUUCCGAAUCUUUUAUGUUCUCGGUGUGCCUUGUGCUGCAAGGCUAGGUUUUUUUCUGCUUCACAUUGUGGAGUAAUGCGGCGUCGUUAGUUAUUUUGUAGGUUUUAAGGGGGACCUUCAGAAGAGCAUUCCCUGGUCGAGAUGGCUCCCAGUAAAUGCAAACCUCCUGGAGAUGAAACUCCUACCACUGUGGCACCUUUGAAGUUCUCAAGAAGAAUGUUUGAGAAGCUCAACUCUGUUGACCAAAGAAUGACGCCAGAGAUUGAUAUUAGGGAAGUUUAUCUUUUGAUCAUGCAUUUUUUGUCAUCUGGGCCAUGUAAGAGGACAUACGAGCAGCUGCAGAAUGAACUUUUAGAGCACAAACUUUUACCUAGAAGGUACCAUGCUUGGUAUUCACGUUCUGGUGCACCAAGUGGUGAUGAAGAUGAUGAUGGCUUGUCACUACCUCUUUGUUAUAUCAAGUUGACUCAGAGGUAUCCUCAUAUUGAAAAGGAUCACAUAUUAAAGCUUUUGAAACAAUUAUUAGUUAAUUCAUCUCCUUUGCCUGCCAUGAUUGGAGGAGUUUCAAAUGCUGCUGUUUUUCCUACGCUUACGGGAUCUGGUUCCUUCUCUCUUCUUGCUUCCGACAGAGAUAAAGAGAUUAAAAGCUCCAAUAAGUUGCCACGUUACUUGCGUUGGCCACAUAUGCAUGCUGGCCAAGUUCAUGGAUUAAAUUUAAGAGAGAUAGGUGGUGGUUUCACAAAACACUGUCGUGCUCCAUCGAUUCGUGCUGCAUGUUAUGCAAUUGCUAAACCAUCAACUUUGGUACAAAAAAUGGAGAUCAUAAAAAAGUUAAGGGGACAUCAGAAUGCUGUCUAUUGUGCUACAUUUGAUCGUUCUGGGCGGUAUGUAAUAACUGGGUCAGAUGAUCGCCUUGUGAAGAUCUGGUCAAUGGAAACUGCAUUUUGUCUAGCUAGUUGCCGGGGACAUGAAGGUGACAUUACUGACCUGGCUGUGAGUUCAAAUAAUGCUGUGGUGGCAUCUUCUGCAAAUGACUUUAUCAUUAGAGUUUGGCAUCUACCUGAUGGGCAUCCAAUAUCAGUGCUGAAAGGGCACACUGGAGCUGUAACUGCCAUCGCUUUUAAUCCCAGACCUGCUGCUGUUUAUCAGCUACUCUCAUCCUCUGAUGAUGGAACAUGUCGUAUAUGGGAUGCCAGGCAAUCAAAUGCAAAUCCACGCAUUUACAUCCCAAAGCCUUUAGACACUUUAGCUGGAAAGGUCACUGAUCCCUCUCCUAGUGCUGGUCAACAAACACAUCAGAUCCUUUGUUGUGCAUUCAAUGCUAAUGGGACUGUAUUUGUUACUGGUAGCUCUGACACAUAUGCCCGGGUAUGGAAUGCUUAUAAGAGCAAUUUGGAUGACCCUGAGCAAUCAAACCAGGAGAUGGAUCUUUUGUGUGGUCACGAGAAUGAUGUCAAUUAUGUACAAUUUAGUGGUUGUGCUGUGGGGUCUAGAUCUUCCCUUGGUGAUACUCUGAAAGAAGAUAAUCUACCUAAAUUUAAAAAUUCCUGGUUCACUCAAGACAACCUUGUUACCUGCUCACGUGAUGGCAGUGCAAUUAUUUGGAUUCCAAGAUCCCGACGAUCUCAUGGAAAAGUUGGGCGCUGGACUCGUGCUUAUCAUCUUAGAGUCCCUAUGCCACCUAUGCCUCCCCAACCUCGUGGUGGUCCUCGUCUAAGAUGUCAGCCAACUCCUCGUGGUGUUAAUAUGAUUGUUUGGAGCUUGGAUAAUAGAUAUGUGCUUGCUGCUAUCAUGGAUUGUAGAAUAUGUGUCUGGAAUGCUUCAGAUGGUAGCUUACUCCAUUCAUUGAUUGGCCAUGAGGAAUCUACAUUUGUUUUGGAUGUGCACCCUUUUGAUCCACGGAUAGCUAUGAGUGCUGGCUAUGAUGGAAAACUGAUCAUCUGGGAUAUAUGGGAGGGCAUGCCUGUGCGGAUAUAUGAAACUGGCCGUUUCAAGUUGGUUGAUGGGAAAUUCUCACCAGAUGGAAUUUCAGUUAUUCUCUCAGAUGAAGUUGGUCAAAUAUUUAUCAUUGCAACUGGUCAGGGCGAUUCACAAAAGGAUGCCAAAUAUGACCAGUUCUUUCUUGGAGACUAUCGACCCCUUAUGCAAGAUACAAGUGGAAAUGUGUUGGAUCAGGAGACCCAACUUCCACCACACAGAAGGAAUAUUCAGGAUCUUCUCUGUGAUUCGGGUAUGAUUCCAUAUCCUGAACCUUACCAGAGCAUGUAUCAAAGACGCCGUUUAGGUAUUCUUGGUAUUGAGUGGCGCCCUGGUUCACUGAAACUUGCAGUUGGUCCAACCUACAAUGCUAGUAUUGGUGAUUUUCAAGCACUACCAAUUGUGGAUCUAGAGCAGUGGGUUGAGCCUUUACCGGAGAUUGUGGAAGCUAUAGAUUGGGAAAUUGAAAAUGACGUGCAGAGUGAUGAUGCUGAUUCUGAAUAUAAUUUAACUGAUGAAUAUUCCAGCCAAGCCGGUCAAGAAAGUUUGAGCAGCAGUUCAUGUGGGGAAGCAGAAAGCAGUGCCGGAAAUAGUGAAGGCGAUAAUGAUGGAAAGGUAGGCGUUAAGAGAUCUAAAAGGAAAAAGCACUCAUACGAAACUGAGCUCACAACUUCAUCUGGUAGGCGAGUAAAAAGAAGAAACUUUGAUGAAUGUAAUGGUGCUUCUAUGUCAAGGUCUCACAGAACUAGGAGGUCCAUGAAUGGGCGUUUGAAAAGAUUGAAAGCCUCUAAAUCAGAGCCUUCAAGGCCACAGAGAAUUGCUAAGAAAAAUGCUCUUACUUUCUUCUCUAAAUUAACAAGUGUUUCUACAGAUGAAGAUCAUGAACCAGACAGUAAUUUCUCUGAAAGUGAAUCAAUGUUCCCAGAUUCAAAGACCCAAAGUUUCGAGUCUGAAAGAUCACUGAAAUUUAAUCUGCUUAGCGGGGUGAAGGAGAGCAUCAAAGAUGAGUAUGAAGCCGCUGCAAUACCUUCUGAAGUCAUCAAUAAACAGGAUAGUCCAGUAAGCAAGAGGAGGUUGGUCCUUAAGCUGCCAUGCCAUGUUGUCUCUGGAACUGUGAUAUCUGAGUGGCCCAAACAGGAUAAUUUGUCUAUAUCCUUACCCACAAGUAAUUCUGUUGUCAAUAGCCAUCGUAUACCUGAAAGUGAGAUAGCUGAAACAGUCAGCUCGCAGAAUGAGAUUCCCUCCCACCGUCAUUUCUUGGUGGAUCACCAGACCAGUAUGAUUAAAUGGGGAGAAGUUAAGCAGCGCUCUUCAAAACGCCCAAGAGUUGGUGACAUGGUAACAUGGGCUGCUGCAAAUACAAGUGUAGAUGACCCUAACACAGCUGGAGACGACACUAUUGGAAUUAUAUCUGGGGACGAGUGUCGGACCUCAAUUUCUUGGAAACAAACUAAUGAGAAAAGCAAUGACAGAUAUGCAGCAGGAAACAAAGGAGUGGAUGCCACCCCACAUCUGCUUUCUCUUGAAAGUAUGUCUUUGGUUCAGCAAUCAUCAAUUUCUAUUCAAGAGUCAGAACAGGUGGUGCUUCCACAUAAGUGUGUUGACAUUAGAAAUGAAUCUGUUGAAGCAGAGAACUUAAAUCCUGUUAACCAUGAAUGCAAGGUUCUAAAUGAAUCAUCUGAAGUAUAUGAACUGGUUCCAAAUAAAACUGUCAAUUAUUUUGGCAGCAAGUGUAGUUUUGAUGUCGACCCUCAGGUAGAUGAAACUAUGAAGACCACUCACCCAAAUAUGUGGUUCAAAACAAGAGGAUCAGUACAAGAGUUUAAUAGUUCAUCCUUGAAGUUAAAAUCUUCAGUACUGAACAGUUUGAGGAGUGCAGAGGAUGAUCUUGUCUCAGACAGUCCAACUCCAUCUGACCAAGAUUUGGAUUUGGCAGCUGAUGAGGAUGAAGGAACCAACAGAAAGAGUUUAGAACCUGGAAAAUCUAAUAAUAUAUCAGAAAAUUCAGAAGGAUGGACAACCACAAAUGCCAGUUUGUCUGUUUCCCAUGAUUGCUUGGACUUAAAGUCUUAUCCGAAAAUGUAUGAUGCUGUUUAUAAGAGGACGAAGCCAUCCAAGGGAAAGGAAAGUUGCAUAACUGAUGUCCAAGUUAAGCAAGAAACUACUUCAGACUCUGUUGAUCAUGAUGAAGCAACGUUGCUGUUGAGUGGUAAGAUUAGAAAUUCUAACAGAAAAAAACCCACUGGUGGAAGGGCUCCUAACCAUGAUCUAAGCUGUAGCAUGAAUAACUUUGACAAUAAUUUUUUUAGUUCUUUAGGAGCUUCCACAAGCAGAGGAAAGUCUGCAUCUAGUUCAUGUAAUCAAUUUUUAGUUGAUGAUUGGAAAUCAACAUCAAAAAUGCCUGUUGGUUUAAGAUCUGUGAGAAACAGAAGGGAGAACUACAAUACAACUGAUUUCAGAUGUAUGGAUAAGAAAAGCCACCAAUCGUUGCGGAAGCUUUCAUGGCUUUUAUUGUUAGAGCAUGAGGAGUGCUAUAGAUAUAUUCCUCAAAAAGGUGAUGAAGUGGCCUAUUUGAUACAGGGCCAUCGUGAAUACAUUGAAAGCACUGCUACAACUGAAGUAGGUCCAUGGAAAUCAAUCAAAGGCUUAAAGGCUGUCGAGUUUUGCAAAGUACAAGAACUUGAAUACUCUACACUUCCUGGAUCUGGUGAUAGCUGCUGCAAACUAACCCUUGAGUUCAAGGAUCCUUCAUCUUGUGGGUUCAAGAAAACUUUCCGAGUCACAUUGCCUGAACUCAAUGAUCCUGACUUUCUCGUGGAAAGAUUACGCUAUGAUGCUUCCAUUGAAAGGAAUUGGACCCACAGAGACAAGUGCCAGGUAUGGUGGAAGGAUGCUGAUGGAUCGGGUGGAAGUUGGUGGAGUGGUCGGAUCUUAGCUGUAAAACCUAAAGAUUCUCAGUUUCCAGAUAGCCCUUGGGAAAAAUAUGUAGUACAGUACAAGGAUGAUUCUUCUGGACAGCAUUUACAUAGUCCUUGGGAACUUCACGAUGUCAAUACUCAUUGGGAGCAUCCUUCUAUUAGUAAUGAAACCAGAAAUGCACUUUUAUAUUAUAUUUCCAAGAUAGAACAGGCAUCAAUAAGAAAUCAGGAUUAUCAUGGUGUUCAAAAGAUGAAUCAGGUGGCUCAGAAAUCAAAUUUCUUGAACAGAUUCCCUGUUCCACUUUCUCUUGAAGUGAUAAAGAGGAGACUCGAAAACAACUACUAUCGCACCGUGGAUGCAGUGAAGCAUGAUUCCGAUGUUAUGAUUUCCAAUGCCGAGACACACUUCAUCAAAAGUGCGGAGAUGAAAUCAAAGAUCAAAAGGUUAAAGGAAUCGAUCAAGCGUACAUUUUCUUCAUUGACGGAUGAAAAACAAACAAAGGAGUCUUCGUAGUAUAGGUUAAGGCUGCUGCCUAAUUGUAUAUAUCUCUCCAUUCUAACAUAUUGUUUCACUGUCUUACGCACGCAUCCAUUUAUUUCUGUGGUUAGUUUUGAGGAACACCAUACACAGAGAGGGAAUGAUCUGCCUCCCUGAAUUCAUUAUGCCUAAAACAUUCACUAUCAAUAAAAUCAAUUAGAAAGAAAACUAAA